Heteronotia binoei (common prickly gecko) is the source of this 1920-nucleotide messenger RNA. RefSeq lists its product as uncharacterized. Lineage: Eukaryota; Metazoa; Chordata; Lepidosauria; Squamata; Gekkonidae. The record is from RefSeq and is a predicted model, not a curated record. Gene Ontology annotation, biological process: DNA integration. Gene Ontology annotation, molecular function: nucleic acid binding.
AUGGCAACCCAGCGCGGAACCACCGGCUACAUCGAGACCUUCGACCUCGCAAAUCCAGAGGGCUGGGAGUCCUACGCGGAACGGGUUGAGUUCUACCUUAGGGCCAACAAGGUCACUGACGCUAGCAUGAAGAGGGACGUUCUCCUGAGCGUCUGCGGCCCGGCCACGUUCAAGAUCGCCAAGGGUCUCUCGGCUCCCGACCGCCUAACGGAGAAGUCCUACGAGGACAUCAUCAGGCUCCUCACCGGCCAUUUCUCGCCCCAGCCUUCACGGGUGGCCCGCAGGUUCCUGUUCCACAGAAGGGACCAGGCUGCAGGGGAAUCGGCAGCUGACUACUUGGCGGCCCUCCGCAAAAUCGCCGGGAACUGCAACUUCCCCCAGCUGGAAGACACCCUGGCCGACCGAUUCACGUGGGGUCUCCGCGACGAGAGGCUCCAGCAGAAGCUCUUCGCCAAAGAAGAGCUCACCCUCCAGAGCGCCUUCAGCGAGGGGUGCCUGCUAUGGGGGAGCCGGGUGGUGGUCCCCUUCCCCCUCUACAGAAACGUCCUGGAAUCACUCCAUGAAACACACCCGGGCAUAGUGAGAAUGAAGGCCCUAGCCAGGAGCUAUGUGUGGUGGCCGGGAAUGGACGGGGAGAUAGAAAAAUGGGUCCAACGGUGCAGUGCGUGCCAGGAGUCGCGGCCGGACCCACCCAGCGCCCCGGCUACACGGUGGGAGACGACAAGGAAACCUUGGUCCCGGCUCCACAUAGACUUCGCGGGGCCAUUCCAGGGGCAGAUCUUUAUAAUCAUUGUAGACGCAUACACAAAAUGGUUAGAGGUCAUCCCCGUGGGGUCCACCUCCUCCGCAGCGGCAAUUAGAGCACUGCGCAGGGUCCUGUGCACCCACGGCAUCCCGGACACCAUGGUCUCAGAUAACGGGGCAGCAUUCACCUCGGGGGAAUUCCAGGCGUUCCUCCAAAGACUAGCCGCGUUCCUCUUCGACAACCGGGUCAUCCCAAACCCAGUCACCGGGGUCAGCCCAGCCGAGCUCCUCAUGGGACGCAAGCUCACCACAAGGCUGGACCGACUGCACCCCGACCGAGCCUCCGACAUGCGAGGAUCCCCGGAGGUCAGAGACGCGGCUAGGGGGUUCUUCGCGGGGGACCCAGUGUUCGCCCGCAACUAUGCUUCGGGACCAGAGUGGGUAGCCGGGCGGGUACUACGGGUCGUGGGGUCCCGCCACUACGAGGUAUCCACCGAGGGGGGACAGAUCCUACGCCGGCACAUCGACCAGAUGCGCCGCCGGACCCUACCAGAGGUACCCAUGGAGACGAGGGAAGUGGCGGGGUCCGAGGAGCCACCAACAACCCCUGCGCAAGCACCAAGCCCACACCCGCAAGCAGAGGGGAACCAACCCCCAGAAACAGACCCACAGCCCACCGACGCUCAGGCCCCCGGAGGGACCCCGGAAACCGAAGCCGCCCCGGCACCGGUGGGCCAGCUGAGCCUGAAUCACCGCUGGAACCGGACCAGGAGGAGGACCCUGAGGAAGGCCCGUCGGGUGCGGCAUCGGGCGGCAGCGCAUCUGGUAGCAGUGGGCAGCAGACCCCUGGUGGCGCUGGUGUCUUCCCGGGUGAGCCCCUUCUUCAGCCAAGUCAAGGGUGGCCGUGGGGCCCCAUUCAACUUCCUCCCCCGACGGCACCGGGUGGGGCAGUUUGGGGUGUCGGGCAGCCAGGAGUUAGCGAGCAGUUGGGUCCUGUUCAGCCGUGGGCUUGGGGUUUUCAUACAACAAGCCCGCUGCCCAGUACGGUCUUUGCUCCAGUUGGCCAGCUAUUGCGCCGCCUGCUGUUUCUACACCUCCGUCCACCCCUGGUAUUUUGCCGUGGGGCGGCCAGCAGUUUGCUCAGCUUCAGGGGGCUUGGCCGGUGGCUCAGGGUAG